This is a messenger RNA of Ceratotherium simum simum (southern white rhinoceros), 2782 nucleotides long. NCBI's taxonomy places the organism in Eukaryota, Metazoa, Chordata, Mammalia, Perissodactyla, Rhinocerotidae. The record is from RefSeq and is a predicted model, not a curated record.
UCUAGAAUGAGGAUGGGUUUAUUCUGCCAGGAUUAGUGGUGGUGUCUGACAUUGGAGGAGUAGGAGAUUGACCAGUCCGAUGCAUGCCCAAAGAAAAAUACGAACCCCCUGACCCUCGGAGGAUGUACACAAUUAUGUCCUCUGAGGAAGCAGCAAAUGGAAAGAAAUCACAUUGGGCAGAGCUUGAAAUAAGUGGAAAAGUAAGAAGCUUAAGCUCAUCUUUGUGGUCACUAACUCACUUGACAGCUUUGCAUCUGAGUGACAAUUCCCUGUCCCGCAUUCCUUCAGACAUUGCCAAACUUCACAAUCUGGUGUAUCUGGACCUGUCCUCUAACAAAAUCCGGAGUUUACCGGCGGAACUCGGAAACAUGGUAUCACUCAGGGAACUCCAUUUAAAUAACAACCUGUUACGAGUUCUACCCUUUGAGCUGGGAAAACUGUUUCAGUUGCAGACUUUAGGCCUGAAAGGAAAUCCACUUACCCAGGAUAUAUUGAACCUCUAUCUGGAACCAGAUGGAACAAGAAGGCUACUGAACUAUUUGCUUGAUAAUUUGGCAGGUACUGCAAAAAGAAUUUCAACAGAACAACCACCUCCAAGAUCUUGGAUUAUGUUACAAGAACCAGACAGAACAAGGCCAACUGCCUUGUUUUCUGUCAUGUGCUAUAAUGUUCUUUGUGAUAAAUAUGCCACCCGGCAGUUAUACGGCUAUUGUCCAUCAUGGGCACUAAAUUGGGAGUACAGGAAAAAGGCCAUUAUUCAAGAAAUCUUGAGCUGCAAUGCUGAUAUCAUAAGUCUUCAGGAGGUUGAAACAGAACAGUAUUACAGUUUUUUUCUGGUAGAACUGAAAGAACGUGGCUAUAAUGGAUUCUUUAGUCCUAAAUCUAGAGCUAGGACAAUGUCAGAACAAGAGAGAAAACAUGUUGAUGGCUGUGCAAUAUUCUUCAAGACAGAAAAAUUUACUUUGGUUCAGAAACACACUGUUGAAUUUAAUCAGCUAGCGAUGGCAAAUUCAGAAGGGUCUGAAGCUAUGCUGAACAGAGUCAUGACAAAAGAUAACAUUGGAGUUGCAGUACUGCUAGAACUUCGAAGGGAAUUGAUUGAAAUGUCAUCUGGAAAGCCACAUCUUGGACCAGAAAAACAACUUAUUCUCGUGGCUAAUGCUCAUAUGCAUUGGGACCCUGAAUACUCUGAUGUGAAGUUGGUUCAAACAAUGAUGUUCCUCUCAGAAGUGAAGAAUAUUAUUGAUAAAGCCUCACGAAGCCUCCAGUCCGGUGUAUUGGGAGAAUUUGGAACUAUUCCACUGGUGUUGUGUGCAGAUCUUAAUUCUUUGCCAGACUCUGGUGUUGUAGAAUAUUUGAGCACUGGUGGAGUAGAAACAAACCAUAAAGACUUUAAGGAACUGAGAUAUAAUGAAAGUCUCACAAACUUCAGCUGUAAUGGGAAAAACGGGACAACCAAUGGCAGGAUCACUCAUGGUUUCAAGUUAAAGAGUGCCUACGAGAGUGGCUUGAUGCCUUACACAAACUACACAUUUGACUUCAAGGGUAUAAUUGACUACAUCUUCUAUUCUAAACCUCAGCUGAACACUUUAGGCAUCCUGGGACCUCUGGACCACCAUUGGCUAGUUGAGAAUAAUAUCAGCGGCUGCCCACACCCACUCAUCCCCUCUGAUCACUUCUCACUUUUUGCACAACUGGAGCUCUUACUGCCUUUCCUGCCCCAAGUUAAUGGCAUUCACCUUCCUGGCAGGAGGUAGUCAAGUGUCUUCAGAGGACGACCUCAAUUUUAUUUGUAAAGUCAUAAAAAAUCUGAAUAUAGGAGAGUGAGGUAUGGCCACUAGGGUUUUUUUUUUUCCUUAAUGAUGAUUUGAGUUUUCAAUCUGAUUAUUUGAUAAGGAUAUAGUAUGAAAGCCAGGUGCUAGCAACAGACAAAUUCUGAGCCCAGUAUGCUUUAUAUACUGUUAGACAGGGAUUGGUGUCUUUGCACCUAUCUUUAAUUUGUUACAAGUAAUUUUCCUGUUUCUUCUAUUCAAUAUAAUAUUUUCAUGCCUUGACAUAGGAAAAUGUUUGAACAGCAUAUUCUCUUUGCACAGAAAUCCAUAGCACUACUUUUUUGAGGCCAGUAAUAACAUCCAGAGACCGUUCUUCCAUACUUUACUCCCUCCUUUUUCAGACUUGUUUAUAAAAUAAAUAAUUUGAAUUUAGCCUUUAUGAUUGUAUAUAAUCCACAGAAGACCUGAUUUAUGAAAUUUUGUACUAAAAAAAAUCAGAUUUGCAAAUGACUGUAUUAUAAACUAAGGCUAAGGUUUUUUUACCUGUUUCGUGUGUUAUAAAGGCCAGCUUGUAAAAGAAGUUGCAACAGACUUUCUCUGCUGAUGAUUUGCACUGUUAGGGUUUUGUUAGCCCUUUUGUACUACUUUAUUUUUAAGUUGAGAACAUUGCUCUCUAAAUCUGUUUUUUCUCGGACCAGAGACAACUUAUCUAUGAAUUCCUGGGUUGUUAUGAAAACUAUCUACCAGGAGAGAUAAGGUGAGCAGUGAAUGAUCUGUAGGCAUUUAUGGACUGAAUGUAGUGGUUGAUACAUGUACAUUCUGAUAUUUUUAAAAUCUUUAACUUUUUUAAGUUGAAAAAUUACAGCUGCUUAGGUACAGCUUCUUAACUCCUUUUUGAGACACUUCUUGUCCUAUCUCCACUGUGCCUGCCUAAAUUUGUUCUCACCAAGCACUGCCUGUGCAUGCAGAGAAAAUCUGUGCAUCCUCUUUUAUAUUUUUAAAUACUGUUU